AUGCCAUUUCGUCCUCAGGGAGGUGGGCCUCCCGGAUUCCCUAUGCCGUUUCACUCGUCCCAGUCCCGGUCACCUCCGCAGGCUUCCUCAUCACGAGGGAUGGCGCCUGGGAUAGAUCCGUCGGGUCCCUUUAUCCCUUUUCGAGAAUCACAGUUCGAUAUUCUCGAGUGGUACCCUCAAUUUCAGUCAUGUGUCAGGUACUUUUUGGAUCACGCCCAGCACAGUGGUCCUGUACAGGCCGUUGCGGCAUUCAUAAAUAUACAAUUACCUUUUCAGAAACAGCAGCAUCCUGUUAUCUCGUCACAAUUGCCCGGAUCGCCGGCGGGCGUGUCGUCUCCGUCACCAAUUCUUCCAAUACCGAAUCGUGCACCAAUGUCUAUCUCUUUGACGCCAUACAUCCGGCGGCUAGUAGCAACCGGUUUAGAUCUUCCGGGUGUAUUGCAUGGGUUCUUUGGAGACGACUGGGUUGCCGGGAUAGGGCACCUUCAUGAAGUGGAGCGGAGAAAUUUCCUCUUUGCCGCUAAGAGUGCCGGCUGGCUGAAGGUUAAGUCACAAUACGACAUGCCGGAUGAGCAGACCAUUCCUUUCCUACGUCCUCUCCAGAACGUCACGGAGAAAGAGAUUGUUAGCGCAGAGGCAAAUUGGAGCGAGUGGCUGGCAAUGCAAGACUGGAUGGUCGGUCCUAGAUCACCUGAUGUCGAUAGAGACAUGGCAGUUGUGAAGAGCGAAGAUGCCUGA
Daldinia childiae is the source of this 738-nucleotide messenger RNA. Its product is annotated as putative ilp is an apoptosis inhibitor protein. Lineage: Eukaryota; Fungi; Ascomycota; Sordariomycetes; Xylariales; Hypoxylaceae. The transcript has a single exon. The coding region runs from base 1 to 738 and encodes 245 amino acids. The record is from RefSeq and is a predicted model, not a curated record.